This is a messenger RNA of Carya illinoinensis, 1392 nucleotides long. Its product is annotated as protein IQ-DOMAIN 10-like. The transcript is spliced from 6 exons. The record is from RefSeq and is a predicted model, not a curated record. NCBI's taxonomy places the organism in Eukaryota, Viridiplantae, Streptophyta, Magnoliopsida, Fagales, Juglandaceae. Gene Ontology annotation, molecular function: protein binding. The coding region runs from base 196 to 1107 and encodes 303 amino acids.
CAGCUUCAGUUUAGUUGGGUUGUCAUUUGGGAGUUGCAACUCUCUCUCUCUCUCUCUCUCUCACUGUUCUUCUUUUCUUGAAUUGUACUCCAAACCUUUAAAACUACCCAGAACUCCUCCCAGGUCCAUGCCUUUGCCUCUUCUCCGGUCUGUCUUAGGUUUCAUUCCAACCUCACUGCAUUCUGAUCGAUACCAAUGGGUUCAGGAGACUGGUUUAGGUCAUUGAUUAGCAUAAAAAGAGUGAAGGAAGAUAGAUCAAAGCAAGCAAAGGUAGUACACUCAGCUACUGAUAAACCAAAUGGAUCGAAGUCGAAGGAUCAUUCUCAUAACGAGUCAAGUAGCUCCUCCAAUGAUCGUCCCAUUGAAAAUCGUCAUGAUGUUCCUCCAGUUCCAGUCGAAGAAGAUAAUGAUAUUGCUGCAACUCGGAUUCAAACUGCAUUUCGGGCAUAUAUGGUAAGAAAAAAGUUGUGCCAUCUGAAGAAAGGGACGGUGUGCCAUCUGACCAAAGGGACAGUGAGAUAUCAGAGCUUGAUUCAGGAUCAGACUGUCACGCAGCAAGCAUCAACUGCAUUGAGCCAUAUCCAUUUAUGGAGUAGGAUACAAGACCAAAUCAGAGCUCGCCGACUCCGAAUGGUAACAGAAGGCCGACUUAGGCAAAAGAAGUCGGAAAAUCAGUUGAAAUUUGAAGCUAAGCUUCAUGAGCUAGAGGUGGAGUGGUGCGGUGGCUCUGAAACCAUGGAGGAAAUCCUUUCCAGGAUCCGACAGAGAGAAGAAGCAGCAAUUAAGCGGGAGCGAGCCAUGGCAUAUGCCUUCUCUCAUCAGUGGAGGGCCAACUCUAGCCAAUAUCUUGGCCAGGCUUCCUACAGUCUUGGCAAAGAAAACUGGGGUUGGAGCUGGAUGGAACGCUGGAUAGCUGCUCGCCCUUGGGAGAUCCGGGUUCACUCAAAUUCUGCAGAUUCAAACAAAGCGCAGGCCAAGCAGGGCACACUAAACAAAGUGGCAAACGAGCCAGAGAAGAAAAUAUCAGUUUCAGUGAAACCGGCAUUAUCAAAUGAGAAAGGAACCACAAAAGCAAAAGACUUAGUGCAGCCAACCAACGAGAAAUAAGCUGUCUACGCUAAGAAUCAGCAUCUUUAUGUUGUCCUAAAACUGCUGUUAUCCAACUAAGAAUUUGCUUAUUGAUUGGUGUCACGAGGCACGGAUUGAUUGGGGUUCUAGUGUAUCUUGUGUUCUUAUUUAAACAAUUUGGAUUUAGUGUGAUUUUCUCCAGGAGUGUAAAAUAAGACAAAGACUUCAUACUCUGGAUUGUCAAAGGAUGUUAUUAUAACCCCUGUACAAUGUGUACAUAUUAUAUUAUGCAUUUGAAUAGCAACUAGAAUAUUGUUCCCUCCA